This is a messenger RNA of Desarmillaria tabescens, 1122 nucleotides long. RefSeq lists its product as uncharacterized. The record is from RefSeq and is a predicted model, not a curated record. Gene Ontology annotation, molecular function: RNA-DNA hybrid ribonuclease activity; nucleic acid binding. Lineage: Eukaryota; Fungi; Basidiomycota; Agaricomycetes; Agaricales; Physalacriaceae. The transcript has 2 exons. The coding region runs from base 1 to 1122 and encodes 373 amino acids.
AUGGUAUCACUCAGAGAACUUGCAGCAACAGUGAACAAAAGAGCCAUCCUGCACACAGACACAGACUCACAAUAUGUCCUGAAACAUCUAACGUCCUCCCUCCGACGUAUGGAAGACUCUGGGUACAUAGGAGUCCCAAACAGAGGUAUCCUCCAAGCGAUGGUGGCGAGCUUCCACAGCUGGAAGCAAAUCUCAACUAUGAAAUGGGUUAAAGGGCACAAUGGGCACCAAGGAAAUGAGGAGGCAGACCGUCUUGCAAAUGAGGGAGCCUGGAAGAGUGAUGCGGACUCCAUAAGCCUUGAAAUUCACCCAACUAUCAGAGUAACAGGAGCGGCGCUAAACAAAAUGACCCAAAGCCGAGCCUACAAAGCCCUGCACAAACGUAAGCUUCGUAACCUCCAACCCCGGCCCAAAACAGCUAGGAACCUGGAAAAAGCAAUGUUAGAAGGGCUAGACGUGUUUGGGGAGAAGCCCACAGCAGAAGCCCUGUGGAGAUCAUUCCAACACAAAGACAUUGACCGGGGUACAAGGUACUUCUUAUGGAUGUUAACCCACGAAGCUUAUAGAGUUGGUGAGAAAUGGUUACACUUCGCACCGGAAUACCAUGAGCGCGCUCAAUGCGAACAUUGUGGUGGCGUGCUGGAGAGCAUGGAACACAUCCUCACAUCCUGCACCACCCCGGGACAGAAGGAAGUCUGGGAUCUCACCAAGACCCUACUAGAAAAACGAAAAAUCUCAUGGCAUUCCCCCUCAAUGGCCAUGAUCCAGACCUGUGCGGUGCCUGUGUUCAAAAGACGGAAUGGCAAAUGUGAUAGCGGUAAGGAGAGGUUCUACCGCAUAAUCAUAUCUUCUUCGGUGCAAGUCAUAUGGAAUGCCCGUUGCGAGAGAGUGAUUGGACGACAAAACAGUCCCUUCACACCUGACCAGAUCCGAAACAGAUGGCUGAAAAAGAUAAACAAACGGCUAGAAUUGGAUCGCCUGAUGACUUACAAACGUUUUGGCAAGAAGGCUCUCCCCAAAGACAUAGUACUGAGAACAUGGGCAGGGUCCCUCCAGAACGAGCAUCAGCUUCCAUCUGACUGGACAGAAGCAAGCAGGGUUUUAGUGGGUAUGGAAUCAUAG